This is a messenger RNA of Zasmidium cellare ATCC 36951, 1542 nucleotides long. RefSeq lists its product as uncharacterized. Gene Ontology annotation, biological process: ammonium transmembrane transport. The record is from RefSeq and is a predicted model, not a curated record. Gene Ontology annotation, cellular component: plasma membrane. Lineage: Eukaryota; Fungi; Ascomycota; Dothideomycetes; Mycosphaerellales; Mycosphaerellaceae. Bases 1 to 1542 code for a protein of 513 amino acids. Gene Ontology annotation, molecular function: ammonium channel activity. The transcript has a single exon.
AUGGCUUCAACAUCUGCCCUUCCAUACGUUCCCCUCGAAUCAUUCCCCGACAACAAUGCCUCGACUCCAGCAACGGGCGGCGACUCGCUCACGCAAAACCUCAAUCUCUACUACGAAUCUGGCGAUAUAGCAUGGAUGCUCACAUCGACGGCCCUCGUCUUGCUCAUGAUUCCCGGCGUCGGCUUCUUCUACUCAGGUCUUGCACGAAGAAAGUCCGCCCUCUCAUUGAUCUGGCUAUCCGUCAUGGCCGUCGCCGUCGUCAGUUUCCAGUGGUUCUUCUGGGGCUACUCGUUAGCCUUCUCGCACAACGCGGGCCCCUUCAUCGGCCGUCUCGAUAACUUCGCCCUCAUGGACGUCCUAGGCCACCCCAGCGUGGGCAGCGAACGCAUCCCGGAUCUCCUAUUCUGCGUCUACCAAGGCAUGUUCGCCGCCAUCACCAUCGCCCUUGCAGUGGGCGCCGUCUCCGAACGCGGCCGCAUGCUCCCCUGCGUCAUCUUCAUGUUCCUCUGGACGACCAUCGUCUACGACCCCAUCGCCUGCUGGACCUGGAACCCCAACGGCUGGGUCUACAAACUCGGCGGCCUCGACUUCGCCGGCGGCACCCCCGUCCACAUCUCCUCCGGCACCGCCGCCCUCGCAUACUCCUACAUCCUAGGCAAACGCACCGGCCACGGCACCCACGCCCUCAACUACCGCCCCCACAACGUCACGCACAUCGUCAUCGGCACCGUGUUCCUCUGGGUGGGAUGGUUCGGAUUCAACGCCGGGUCCGCCCUCAGCGCCAACCUCCGCGCCGUCAUGGCCGCUGUGGUGACCAACCUCGCCGCCUGCGUCGGCGGCAUCACCUGGUGUCUAGUCGACUACCGCCUCGAAAAGAAAUGGUCCACCGUCGGCUUCUGCUCAGGCGUCAUCUCCGGCCUCGUAGCAAUCACCCCAGGCUCCGGCUACGUCCCGGCGUGGGCAGCCGUCGUCUACGGCAUCUGCGCCGGCGUAGGCUGCAACUUCGCCACGCAGCUCAAAUACUGGAUCGGCGCCGACGACGCCCUCGACAUCUUCGCCGUGCACACCGUCGGCGGCUUCAUCGGCAACCUCUGCACAGGCUUCUUCGCCGCAGACUACAUUGCCGCCCUUGACGGCUACACCGUCAUCUCAGGCGGCUGGGUCAACCACAACUGGGUGCAACUCGCGGUCCAGCUCGCCGACUCCGCGAGCGGCUUCAUCUGGAGCUUCGUCAUGACGUCCGGCAUCCUGCUACUCAUCUCCUUCACCUCGCGCUUCAUCCCGGCACUCAAGUUGCGCGCGACGUUGGAAGAGGAAGAGAUGGGCAUCGACGAUGCGGAAAUCGGCGAGUUCGCGUACGAUUACGUCGAGUUGGUGAGGGACGUCAAGCCGGAGGGGAUGCGGGAUCAUGAGGAUUUCGAUGAUGGGCAGAGUGUGAGGAGUUUGACGAGGGGGCAGCCGGCGAUGAGGAUCGAGAAGAAUGAUUAUCCUUUGAGGACGUUUACGAGGGAUACUACUUCGCCUGUUGGGACGGCGACUUGA